GAGCUGCAUUGCAUUUGCACCGGCCAUCAUUCGCAUGGAUCCGGCGGCGGAGAAGAAGAGGGUGUGCGUGACCGGAGCCGGAGGCUUCAUCGCCUCCUGGCUGGUGAAGCUGCUGCUCUCCAAGGGAUACAUCGUCCACGGCACCGUUCAAGACCCGAGCGAUCCCAAGAAUGCCCAUCUAAAAGAACUGCACCCCGCAGCCACAGAGAACCUUCAGUUGUUUAAGGCCGAUUUGCUCGACUACGAGUCGGUUGCCUCUGCGAUUGCAGGAUGUGAAGGGGUGUUCCAUGUUGCCAGCCCUGUCCCUUAUGGCAGAACAGAGAUCAUUGAGCCUGCUGUUACAGGCACUUUGAAUGUUCUCAAGGCAUGCUCUGAAGCAAAAGUAAAGCGAGUAGUAGUGGUUUCAUCAUAUUUUGCAGUCGGGUUGAGUCCAGAUGCAAACGAUAAGAUCUUGGACGAGGGCGCAUGGUCCGAUGCUGAAUAUUGCCGGAAAACUGAGAAUUGGUACGGACUUUCAAAAACACUGGCAGAGCGUGAGGCAGUGAACUAUGCCGAGAAGCAUGGACUUGAUGUUGUGACUGUUUGUCCAGUUUAUGUUAUCGGACCGUUGCUACAACCCACUGUGAAUCCUAGCAGUUUGUUUUUUAUCCAUAUUCUGAAAGGUACAUUCAGCUGCUUGGAAGACACAUCAUACUAUUAUGUAGAUGUUCGGGACGUAGCUGAUGCACUAUUUCUGAUCUAUGAGAAACCAGAAGCGUCAGGGCGAUAUCUCUGUGGACCUUACAAAAUGAAACUCUCUGAAUUGGUACAUAAGCUGAGGAGCUUAUACCCAAACUACAAAUAUCUUGAAAAAUUCAUAGAAGCAACGAGUUACACACUGCGUUCGGAGAAGCUGGAGAAGUUGGGGUUGAGAUAUAGAACACUGGAGGAGAGCCUCAUUGAUAGCGUUGAAUGUUAUCAAAAUGCCGGUCUUUUGGACAGUGCUUAA
Molecule: messenger RNA, 988 nt
Organism: Zingiber officinale
Lineage: Eukaryota; Viridiplantae; Streptophyta; Magnoliopsida; Zingiberales; Zingiberaceae
Product: cinnamoyl-CoA reductase 1-like
Exons: 6
Coding region: 35-988 (317 amino acids)
Molecular function (GO): oxidoreductase activity, acting on the CH-OH group of donors, NAD or NADP as acceptor
Source: RefSeq, a predicted model, not a curated record